CCUCCCUUGCAUCUCCUCGGUCUGCAGAACACGUAGACUACACCCUACACCACAACACUCGCUCGCAGCAUUUGUUUGAUCGACACUCCCUCAUCCCGCGCAGCCGUUACAGACAGCGACGAGCGAACAACAACUCCUUUACCUGGUGAAAGGUUGAUUGUUUCCAAGUCGGCGGCACCAAAAUUGGAUCGGCGUCCCUUGGUCGAUUGAGCGGCCUGCGGAUCGGCAAGCACAGCUCUCUUCUCGUCUCGUCCUCAUCCACUCGACAUUGUUCUCCAUCUCCCUCUCACUCUCUUUCACUCGUUCAUUCACUGUCCUCCUUGGUCGACGCUCCCUACUCCCCCCUCUCAACCUCUCCACGCGGCCCUCUGCGGCCUGCAACGCCUUCGUACGCCGUACGUCGGCCCCCUCUCCGCCCUGGCGCGCGCAUCCAGCAGAUAGCCUCCGGUCGCCACCAUGGAACCUCCCAAGAGCAAGUUCAAGUUCGACCCCAUGUCAAUGCUCCUCCCCCACGAGCGAGCAGCGAUGAUGGCUCCGCCUGCGCCGAGUAACGCGAGCAACAAGAUGGCUCCGCCGCCCCUCGGCGCGCAGCCCACAUUCCGGCCGCCACAACAGCAGCACCAGCACCUGCAACACCAGCCGCAUCAGCAGCAGCAUCAGCAGCAGCAUCAGCAGCGCCUCCAUCCUCAACAAGGCGCUCACCCGCUUCCAGCAAUCCAGACGCACUACGUGCCCCUUCCGCCAGGACAAGCAGCACCGCUCUCACCCCCAGCGUCACUCAUGUCAACGCCUCCUUCCGCUUGGGAGGCGUCGUCGGCAUGGGGCGGGAUGGAGAACGUCAUGGAGGGAUCCCCGUCGUCAGCACAGCAGUGGCAGGGCCGCUUUGGCCAAAGACCGUCCGCCGCCUACCCUCAUGGGCAACAGGCUCACCCCAGCAGCGGGCGCGUAGGGCUUGCAGACUGGGAGGUCGUCGAGACCCUCGGCACCGGCACCUUCGGACGCGUCCUUCUCGUUCGCCAGAGACCAUCCUAUCGCCCAACAUCCUAUCACCCCAUCUUUCCCAACCUCUACCAGCCCGCAGACCCGCAGGCGCCAUCACCUGUCACAACGCAACACGCCGACGGGCAGCUUCCCCACUUCGCCAUGAAGGUGCUGCGCAAGAGCGAGAUUGUGCGUCUCAAGCAGGUCGAGCACAUGAACUCUGAACGGCGCAUCCUCGAAAAGGUCCGGCAUCCAUUCAUCGUCGAGCUGCACGCGACGUACCAGGACAACCUGAACGUCUACAUGCUGCUCACGUACGUCCCUGGUGGUGAACUUUUCUCGCACUUGCGCCGCGCGGGCCGCUUCUCGCCCGACGUUACGCGCUUCUACCUCGCGUCGAUCGUGCUUGCGAUCGACUACCUCCACUCAAAGAACAUCAUCUACCGUGAUCUGAAACCUGAGAACCUGCUCCUCGACCGCAGUGGGUACCUGCGCAUCGCAGACUUUGGGUUUGCCAAGGUAGUCGAGGAUCGCACCUUCACGCUGUGUGGCACACCAGAAUAUCUUGCACCAGAGAUUGUGCUGUCGCAAGGCCACGGCAAGGCAGUUGACUGGUGGGCUCUUGGUAUCCUUGCCUUCGAGAUGCUCGCUGGCUACCCUCCCUUCUUCGACGACCACCCGCUCGGGAUCUACGAGAAGAUCCUUCGCAACGAAGUCUCCUUCCCCUCCCACAUUGACCCCUACGCCAAGGACUUCAUCCGGGGCCUCCUCACGGCCGACCGAACAAAACGGUUGGGCAACUUGCGCGGCGGUGCGCGCGACGUUAUGAACCACCCUUGGUUCCAGGGAGUCGACUGGGGAUCUCUCGAGCGCAAGGAGAUUGGCGCCCCGAUCGUUCCAAGAGUAGGCAGCAUGAGUGAGUUGCUCUCCUCCAUCUAAGCAAAGCUGACACACAGGCGACUCGCAAAACUUCCAACGAUACCCCCCUCCCCGUCCUACCGAGCUGCCGGGUAUUUUCGGUGCUCCCUACGACGAGAGCGAGGACCCGUAUGCUCUCAUGUUCCGUGAUUUCAGCUUCCCGCGGCGCGACGACGCC
Cutaneotrichosporon oleaginosum is the source of this 2077-nucleotide messenger RNA. RefSeq lists its product as uncharacterized. Gene Ontology annotation, molecular function: ATP binding; cAMP-dependent protein kinase activity. NCBI's taxonomy places the organism in Eukaryota, Fungi, Basidiomycota, Tremellomycetes, Trichosporonales, Trichosporonaceae. The record is from RefSeq and is a predicted model, not a curated record. Gene Ontology annotation, cellular component: cytosol; cAMP-dependent protein kinase complex. Gene Ontology annotation, biological process: peptidyl-serine phosphorylation; signal transduction.